Entelurus aequoreus (snake pipefish) is the source of this 5791-nucleotide messenger RNA. It is a transcript of the gene cc2d1b, whose product is annotated as coiled-coil and C2 domain containing 1B. Gene Ontology annotation, molecular function: RNA polymerase II cis-regulatory region sequence-specific DNA binding; DNA-binding transcription repressor activity, RNA polymerase II-specific. Bases 572 to 3130 code for a protein of 852 amino acids. Gene Ontology annotation, biological process: regulation of transcription by RNA polymerase II. The record is from RefSeq and is a predicted model, not a curated record. Gene Ontology annotation, cellular component: nucleus. Lineage: Eukaryota; Metazoa; Chordata; Actinopteri; Syngnathiformes; Syngnathidae. The transcript is spliced from 25 exons.
CGAGAGAAAUGUAGGACAUGUUGUAGAGAAAGGGAAAUACUAGAAAGUAAGUUAGCGAAAGAGGAGAUUAGGUUAGCAGUGGAAGAUAUUUUAGGAUUAUACACAUAUAUUUUUAAAAAACACUGGGUUAAAUAAAAUAAUAAAAAUAGGUAUCCACACUCCAUUCCAGUAGGUGGCGGUAAUGCGCACCAGAAGGUUGCUUGCCAACCGCCAUUAAACAAAAGACGAAGAAGAUCCGAGCUAUCCUGACCGCAACUAACUGACGAAAUGGUGGACGAGCAGUUAAACACGACUUAAAUCAUUCAUCAAAGUGGGAGAGACUAUUCGCCCUUAACGUUAACCAACACUCUUGAGUUUGUUCGCGAGAAAAACCUUUCGAGUCGUGGUCUGGUAAAGCAGUUGAGCUAACUGCUAGCUCGGCGCUUGAGGAGGCACCUGACAGCCGCUCACAUGAUUGCAAUUGUAAACACUUGACAACGAAAGUAUUGUCGCCCUGUUUUUGCCUGGAUGUGUAGUUUGCUCCCCUGGGAUAUCGUUGACAACUGAGCAACUUCAACUGAACCGCAGCAACAUGUUCGGGAAGAAGCGUAGAGAGCCGCUCCCCAAAGGCAGGGGAGCCUCCACCGCAAAGCAGAUGGGUCUUUUCUUAGACCUGGAUCCCGAGGGGAUGAUGUUAGAUGCCGAGGAGAAUUUGGACGACCCAGAUUUGGAGGCUGAGCUGGCUGCUCUCACUGGAGGCAAAGUUGCUGCUAAUGCUGAAGGAAGAGCAAGAAACAAGGGGAAAAGUCCCAUGCCAAUGGAGGACAUCGCCAGAAUGGCUGACGCGUGCAUGAGAGACGUGGACGAGGAGGAAGAUGACAACAAUGUGGAGGAUGAUGAAGAUCUCCUGGCCGAGCUACAGGAAGUGGUGGGCGAAAGUGAGGAGACUGUUUCCUCUUCUGCCGCCAAACCUCAACCGUCACCCCCCUCCCAGCAAACAAACGUCCCGGCAGCGGCGCCCGGCAGCGUCCAGCACACUUUGGAGGAGAGGCUGGCCAUGUACAAGAUGGCGCUGCAAAACGCCAAGGCUGCGAGUGAGAGCGCCAAAGCCAGGAGGCUGGAGCGUGGGCUAAAGACACUGGAGACCAUGCUAGGUUCCAUCAAAAAAGGCCGUCAGGUGAACGAGGCCCAGAUUCCUCCGCCUGUCGCCACAGGAGCCCCGAGCGGCGCCACAUCGAAGCCCCCGCAUCCCUCUUCAGCCAUUCCCUCGCCAGCAGAUCAGCCAGUGGAGUCUGAGGCAACGACACCAGAAAUUGUCACCGCUGCCAUUGAGGAGGAACAAAACACAUUGGCAUCCGCACCCGUGGCUCUGAGCGAGCCUGCUAAGCCCUCACAACCGCAGGCAGAAGAUAACUUUGAGCAGGAAGAUACAAGCCAGCAAGUCCUGACUAUGCUUCAAGAAAGGCAGAGACAGUACAAGAUGGCUGCUCUGAGGGCCAAGAAGGAGGGAGAUGCGGGACAAGCCAUGCUCCAUUUCAAAACCAGUAAGGGGUUUGAUUCAAUGAUUGAAGCUUUGAAACAAGGACAAGCUGUCGACCUCAACAGCCUUCCUCCCCCGCCUCCAGGUGCAGGUGGAAGCACCACCGCGUCAGUGAAGCAAAAUACUCAGGUCUCCCAACCGGCUGCAGCAGCUCCAGCCCCCCAGGCUCCAAAAGACGCGCUGGAGGCGCUCGAACAGAGGCGAGCUAAGUACAUGGAGUCGUCUGCUGAGGCUAAAACCAGCGGGGAAGACCGCAAGGCCCGAAUGUACGAUCGCAUUGCCAAGCAAUACCAGAGCGCCAUCCGAUCUCACAAAGCUGGAAAAACGGUCAACUUUGACGAGCUUCCUGCUCCGCCAGGUUUUCCUCCGAUACCGGGCCAAAAGUCGACGACGGCUGAGCAUGGAUUAGUUGCGGCGCUGGAGGCCGCCACCAAGAUCGCCUCCACUGACGAUGCUGCUGCAAGUGCGGAUGAAGAAGCAGAAGAAAAAGAAAAGGAGGUGGAGAUUAAGCGUGAUGAGGAGCACAAGAAGAGCACGUUAAGUGUUCCCGCUUCAUCUCAAGGUAGGAGGAGGUCUCCGUCAGCCUCACCUGAGAGACCGUCCACCAGACAGCUCUCAGCAGCAGCGGCCCAGCAGCUGGAGUUCCUGGAGGGCAGGAGAAGGCAGUUCAUGAAGGCAGCUCUGCACGCCAAGCAGAAGAACGACAUGGAGCAGGCCAGGAUCUUCCUCCGCAACGCCAAGGGGUUGGAGCCCAUGAUCGAAGCGGCACGCAGCAGUCAAGUGGUGGAUGUGAGCACGGUGCCGUCGCCCCCUGGUGACGAAGACGAGGACUUUGUCCUGGUGCACCACAGUGACGUUAACCUCUCCGAGAAAGGCGAGCAGAUCUACGUUCAAUUAGCCAAGAUACUCAAAGAGCAGCGUGAGAAAUGUCUGACCCACUCCAAGCAAUUCACUCACCUGGGAAACGUCGCCGAAACCACCAAGUUUGAGAAGAUGGCUGAGUCUUGUAAGGCGAGUCUGGAGGUCCUGAAGGUGUCCCAGGCGAAGGGCCUGCCUGCCCCCACACAUCACUUCGAGGACGUGACUUUCCACACUGUCAGGAUGUUUCCGGAUCUCAGCAGCACAGAGAUGGUGGUCCUUAUCGUGAAAGCCAUGAAUCUUCCUGCUCCUAGCGGCAUCCAAACAGGCGACCUGGACGCUUAUGUGAAAUUUGACUUCCCCUACCCCAGCACGGAGCAAGCGCAGAGGCACAAAACAAAUGUUAUCAAGAACACAAACUGCCCAGAAUACAACCAGAGCUUCACCCUGACGAUCAACCGCAACCACCGUGGCUUCAGGAGGGUAGUGACGUCCAAAGGCCUCAAGAUGGAGCUGCUGCACAAAGGUGGUUUCCUGCGGAGCGACAAGCCGAUCGGGACGGCGCACGUCAGGAUGGACAAACUGGAGUCCCACAGUGAAAUCAGGGAGAUCGUGGAGGUGAUGGACGGCCGCAAGCCUACUGGCGGUCGCCUGGAAGUCCGGGUGCAACUUCGGGAGCCCCUCAACGGACAGGACAUGCAGGCGAGCACCGAGCGCUGGCUGGUAAUCGACCAGUCUCAGGUUCUCCUCUAGAUGUUUCUUUCAAGGCGUGUUGAAGGAAACCAAUCAGAAACACUUUGCACAUUGCAAGACACUUGACUUCCUUUCCUGGCCUCGCCAGGUCAGUAGCGCCCUUUAGCGACGUCUGCUGGCCAUGAGAAGCGCGGCUGGCUGAGUCGCUCGUAGAGCUAACAUUGACCUGCUGGCAAAAAAUAUGACUUCAUGAAAUAUGGAUGUUAUCGAAGACUGUACUGUGGUAUCUAUGCACUAAUACCAAAGUAAUCACUGUUGCUGUCAAAUCCUGCAUCUUGGGACGAAUGAAACGCUGCUGCCAAAGCACUUUUCAUCUCUUUCUGUCUUCAGAGUAAUAUAUUACACUGUUACUUCACAUAAAACUAGUUUACGGUGAGGGUAAUUUAUUUUCUCGUACAUGUGCACCGGUGUCACUAUCCAGUGCCAGUUGGAAAAUUAGUUUUAUUAUGGUCUUAAGACUACAUUUGGAGACAUUAUUUACUCAUUGGUGGGGUUGCAUGAUGUAUACACCUACAAGCACAAAUUAAAUUAGCACUAGUUACUCUGAUGAUUUUGACAUUCUAACUGCACACAGAAUAGCAUCGCUUAACUUAUCUUGUUUUUUUAAGAACUGUGGUACAAAAAGCCAUCUUGGCAAGUAAAGGUACAUUUACCGCUAAAGCAGGGUAACCUAUAUCAAGCCCUGAAACAUUGAACAUACCGUAUUUUUCGGAGUAUAAGUCGCACCGGCCGAAAAUGCAUAAUAAAAGGAAAAAAACAUAUAUAAGUCACACUGGAGUAUAAGUCGCAUUUUUUGGGGAAAUGUAUUUGAUAAAAGUCAACACCAAGAAUAGACAUUUGAAAGGCAAUUUAAAAUAAAUAAAGAAUAGUGAACAACAGGCUGAAUAAGUGUACGUUAUAAGAGGCAUAAAUAACCAACUGGUAUGUUAACGUAACAUAUUAUGGUAAGAGUCAUUCAAAUAACUAUAACAUAUAGAACAUGCUAUACGUUUACCAAACAAUCUGUCACUCCUAAUCGCUAAAUCCCAUGAAAUCUUAUACGUCUAGUCCAGGGGUCACCAACCUUUUUGAAAGCAAGAGCUACUUCUUGGGUAGUGAUUAAUGCGAAGGGCUACCAGUUUGAUACACACUUAAAUAAAUUGCCAGAAAUAGCCAAUUUGCUCAAUUUACCUUUAACUCUAUGUUAUUAUUAAUAAUUAAUGAUAUUUACACUUAAUUGAACUGUUUAAAAGAGGAGAAAACACGUAAAAAAUGACAAUUAAAUUUUGAAACAUAGUUUAUCUUCAAUUUCGACUAUUUAAAAUUCAAAAUUCAACCGAAAAAAAGAAGAGAAAAACUAGCUAAUUCGAAUCUUUUUGAAAAAAUUAAAAAAAGAAUUUAUGGAACAUUAUUAGUAAUUUUUCCUGAUUAAGAUUAAUUUUAGAAUUUUGAUGACAUGUUUUAAAUAGGUUAAAAUCCAAUCUACACUUUGUUAGAAUAUAUAACAAAUUGGACCAAGCUAUAUUUCUAACAAAGACCAAUCAUUAUUUCUUCUAGGUUUUCCAGAACAAAAAUGUUUAAAGAAAUUCAAAAAACUUUGAAAUAAGAUUUAAAUUUGAUUCUACAGAUUUUGUAGAUUUGCCAUAAUAUUUGUUUUGAAUUUUAAUCAUAAUAAGUUUGAAGAAAUAUUUCACAAAUAUUCUUCGUCGAAAAAACAGAAGCUAAAAUGAAGAAUUAAAUUAAAAUUUAUUUAUUAUUCUUUACAAUAAAAAAAUAACUUUACUUGAACAUUGAUUUAAAUUGUCAGGAAAGAAGAGGAAGGAAUUUAAAAGGUAAAAAGGUAUAUGUGUUUAAAAAUCCUAAAAUCAUUUUUAAGGUUGUAUUUUUUCUCUAAAAUUGUCUUUCUGAAAGUUAUAAGAAGCAAAGUAAAAAAAAAUUAUGAAUUUAUUUAAACAAGUGAAGACCAAGUCUUUAAAAUAUUUUCUUGGAUUUUCAAAUUCUAUUUAAGUUUUGUCUCUCUUAGAAUUAAAAAUGUCGGGCAAAGCGAGACCAGCUUGCUAGUAAAUAAAUAAAAUUUAAAAAAUAGAGGCAGCUCACUGGUAAGUGCUGCUAUUUGAGCUAUUUUUAGAACAGGCCAGCGGGCUACUCAUCUGGUCCUUACGGGCUACCUGGUGCCCGCGGGCACCGCGUUGGUGACUCCUGGUCUAGUCUCUUACGUGAAUGAGCUAAAUAAUAUUAUUUGAUAUUUUACGGUAAUGUGUUAAUAAUUUCACACAUAAGUCGCUCCUGAGUAUAAGUCGCACCCCCGGCCAAACUACGAAAAAAAACGCGACUUAUAGUCCGAAAAAUGCGGUACGUAUGCUCUUAUUGUAUAAUGAUAAGCAUUUAAUAUGACGCUUUCAGGACAAACAUAAAUCUCCCCCUAAUGGGAAAAAGGUUCUCCACCUUUGCUCUGAACUGUCGGCACCUAUUUUAAGUCCACUGUUAUCACGAUCACAUUAACCUUUCUCCUUUCCCCCUCAUGACUCAUCAUGAUACCGCAAUUCUUUUCAUACAUUUCACUUCUUCUGCAAUGGCCUGCUUGUUUACAAUCGCCCUGGAUGUCAGUUAUAUUCCCACAUAGUGGCCUAUCUUGAAUAAAAAACGAAACUUUAAAACAUCUAAAUAAACUGUUUUAAUUUU